GCCAAAUGUUGAGACAUGACUCGCGAAACUUCGCUUGUUGUCUUUUGUCAUAGUCUUAUUCUCUACUGCUCUGUUAUCCGAAUACUUGCACAAACAAGACUGGAGCCAGAAAAGCUGCUAUUGAAUCAGGUUCUGCAUCACAGAGAGACAGUCUUGUACCACUUAGUCCAACUGAAACCAAGCAAAAGUUACGAGUUGCGAGUGUCAUACCCUUCUACGACCCCAACAGAUUUUUAUAUCCAGCUGAUUCCUCACAAAGCUCUACAGGCUAGUAAAACAAGGAAACUCCUUAAUAUUGAAAAACUGGUUUUCAGUAAUGAGUUAAAGGAACAAUAUGCAAAUGUGACAGCAGUCAGAACUGGAAUUCCUUACAAUCCUGCAAGUUUAGCUGAACCUGUAGUUUACAAUAUAGUGCUUGAAGAGCUCUUAUUGGGAAUUCCCUGGCAUACAUGGAGACUUGGUGUUCUUGUUCUUCUUAUUGUGUAUAUAACUUUCAAAUAUCUUGUUCCCCGCUUCCUAAUGUAUAUUGAAGAAAAUGUAAGAAUACAUGGCAAAAGAUAAUAGUUUUGCAAUAAAU
Pocillopora verrucosa is the source of this 577-nucleotide messenger RNA. NCBI's taxonomy places the organism in Eukaryota, Metazoa, Cnidaria, Anthozoa, Scleractinia, Pocilloporidae. The record is from RefSeq and is a predicted model, not a curated record.